Molecule: messenger RNA, 1226 nt
Organism: Chenopodium quinoa (quinoa)
Lineage: Eukaryota; Viridiplantae; Streptophyta; Magnoliopsida; Caryophyllales; Amaranthaceae
Product: putative germin-like protein 2-1
Exons: 2
Coding region: 124-825 (233 amino acids)
Cellular component (GO): cell wall
Molecular function (GO): manganese ion binding
Source: RefSeq, a predicted model, not a curated record
AAUCUAUCAUAACCUCAAUCACACAUAGGUUCUUCUAUAGUUCUAUUUCAAAUGAAUUCAAAGUCCUUUUAAAGAGUUUUGUACAGAAAAUUGUAGUGAAUAGUUUCUUGUUAGCUAAGUAAAAUGGAGAAGAAUAUUAUUACAAUGUGGGCUAUUCUAGCUCUAUUUAUGGUACUUGCUAUAUUAAGCUUUACUACUGAUGCAUCUGAUCCUGAUCCUCUUCAGGAUUUUUGUGUGGCUACUGAAGUCCCUGAAUUUGAAGUUUUCGUGAAUGGAAAGUUUUGCAAGAAUCCUAAGAAGGUGACAGCCGACGAUUUCUUUUACAAAGGGUUUAAUAUACCUGGCGAAAUAAAGAUUCCUCAAGGAGCAGUAGUCACUAUGGUAAACUAUAAAAAUCUUCCAGGACUUAACACACAAGGUAUAUCGAUAGCUCGUGCAGACUACGCACCCUUCGGCGUAAACGCCCCUCAUGAACAUCCUCGUGCCACCGAGGUUUUUGCUGUGGUGAAGGGAUCUUUCUAUGCCGGUUUUGUGACCACCGAUAACAAGCUCUAUGAUAAAAUUUUGAAUGAGGGCGAUGCUAUGGUCUUCCCUCGAAGUCUAUACCACUUUCAACUUAAUCUUGGUGACACUAAUGCUUUUGCCUUUGUCGCCUUUAAUAGCCAAAAUCCAGCACGAGCUGAUGUUGCUCGUGGUGUAUUUGGAGCUAAGGGUGUGUUUGGAACAACGCCGAAAAUUUAUGAUGAUGUUCUUAGCAAGACUUUUCUAGUUGAUAAGACCGUGAUUGAACAGAUUCAAUCUCAAAUUUUGAGUAUCAACGUAUAAGCCCGUUUCAAUCGACACCACAAGAUCAUCAAUGACUCAAUGCUAGUUGAUAAUACGGCUCUUGAUAAUAAGUACUUAUAUGAUUAAUGCCUAGAUUAUGGUCUGAAUAGUGGAGGACUACUAUGUCACGCUACUUAUUAUUUAUUUAUGUGUGUUGUACGAAGUUUAGACUUUAGAUCUUGGUUUAAAUAAAAGACAACUAUGUUAUUAUCUUGCUUUAAUUUAUUUUAAUAAAAUUUCUGCUUGUGUAAUUUAAGGAUAGUUGAAUGGACUAUUACAAUAAUGUCAUUAUGUUUUAAUUUAUGUUCAGUCUAUCUCAAUGAUUUGUAGCUUGUAUGUAAUUGCACGUAACUUUGUAUGAGUGCAUGCUUCGAAUAAGGGCUAGCCAAUUAUUUCCCAAA